AUGCAAUCAAAUGAUAGAUCUUUAUUUCCUGCUUCAGUUGGAGCUCCAAAUCCAUGUUCACAGAUACCAUCUUUUUCUAAUCAUUUUCUAAUGGGAAAUCACAAAACUAAUUAUCUUAAUAUUCUUUCAAAUGGAAAUUCAUUUAUGGGUUCUCAGAUGGCAAUGAAUUGUAUUUUUCAGACACAUGCAGCAUUACUAUUAAAAGUAAUGGGUGAACAAGUAAAAAAAAAUGGUUAUUAUAAUAAAAAUCAUUUAAUAUUUGGUAGUGAUUUAUCAGUUAAAAGUUUAUCACCAAAAAAAUGUGAAAUAUCUGAUGAAAAAUUAUUAAAUGAUAUUUUGUCUGAUCAAAUUCAUUGUCAGGGAAUUGCUGUUUUAAGAUUGUCAGAUGCUAAUAAAUUAAGUGUAAUAUCUGUUUCAGUAAAUGGAUUUAAGCACGGAGAUAUAUUAGAAUUACCAUUUCAAUGGAAAUCAUUAUGUGUUAAGUCAAAUAAUCCAGAUGAGGCUAAUUUAGAUGGAGAGUGUAACAGAGUUCUUAAAGAUAUUAAUUUUUUUGAAGAAAUUGUUUUAUUUUAUUCAGAAAAUAAGGAUAGUAAUAAUUUAGAAGAUAAAAAUUAUAUAAUAAAUGAAAUUAAUACAAAUAUUGAAAUUGAUAGUGAAAAUGAAUUUAAAAAAAAAUUUAUUAAAAAUAAAAAAAGUCAUAAUUUAACUGAUAUAAUUGAUUUAAAUGAAACAAAAAUUGAUGGAUCAAAAAAAGAAACAACUGAUAGUGGAUAUCAAUGUGAAAGAUGCGGUAAAAUGUUUACAUAUUCAUAUUAUCGUGAUAAACAUUUAAAAUAUACAAGAUGUGUUGAUAAUGGUGAUAGAAAAUUUCCAUGUCCAUUAUGUACAAGAUCUUUUGAAAAAAGAGAUAGACUUAGAAUACAUAUUUUACAUGUUCAUCAAAAUCAUAGGCCACAUGCAUGUAAUAUUUGUGGAAAAAGUUUUUCCCAAAGUUCUAGUCUUAAUAAACAUCUUAGAGUUCAUUCUGGGGAACGUCCCUACAAAUGCCCAUAUUGUACAAAAAGUUUUACUGCUUCAAGUAUUUUAAGAACCCAUAUACGACAACAUAGUGGUGAAAAACCAUUUAAAUGUACAUUUUGUGGUAAAUGUUUUGCUUCACAUGCUGCAAUUGGUUCACAUCAAGCUAGAAGUCAUUUAAAUCAAGAUGAUUCAAAUGUUCAUAAAUGUACAAAAUGUAAUAAGUGUUUUGAUAAUAUUUCUCACUUAAAUUAUCAUUUACAAUGCUCUCAUAAUAUUAUUUAA
Molecule: messenger RNA, 1302 nt
Organism: Strongyloides ratti
Lineage: Eukaryota; Metazoa; Nematoda; Chromadorea; Rhabditida; Strongyloididae
Product: PR domain zinc finger protein 14
Exons: 3
Coding region: 1-1302 (433 amino acids)
Biological process (GO): regulation of transcription by RNA polymerase II
Cellular component (GO): nucleus
Molecular function (GO): RNA polymerase II transcription regulatory region sequence-specific DNA binding
Source: RefSeq, a predicted model, not a curated record